UAGAAAAAGGGAUGCUAAUUUAUUUUCAUAUAAUUAUGCUGAUCGAAGAAAACAAAACUGAAACUGCAUACGAGUACAUAGGUUAGGCCAUUCAGCACAAAGUUGCCAUCCAGUCUUUGUAGGUGAUCAAAAGGGAAGUUGAUUUAUUUGUUUGUAGAGUCAGAAAUACUUUGUCAGUAGUACCUGCCAUAUACAGUUUGGCAUCAGUUGAAUGCGUGCUAAUCUUACUUGUUUAUUUAACCGGCCGUUUAGUUACAAAAGGCGUACGUGCGGCCAUCAGUGAUGAGAGGAGAGCAGACUGCAGAGAGAGUGGCCGGCAUCGUGGUCACAGCGAGAGCGCGACGAGGAUGGCCUGGCGGCAGCGGGCGCGCGCCGUCUCGACGCGCUCCCUGACGGUCUCCUCCUUGACGGCGGCCCUGACCAUCUCGACGUCCAUCUCCACGAGGCGGAGGACGCGGAAGAGCUCCGUGACGACGCGCUCCUCGACGCCGCCCUCGGCCACCAGGAUCUCCGCCUCCUCCCGGGCGCGCUCCGUCACCACGCCCGCCACGGUGCCCAGCAGCUGCCCGGACCCGUACCGGCCGCGCGCCAUCAGGCCCUCCAGCUUCUCCAGGAAGUCGGCGACGGCCCACCCGCGGGGCUUCUCCAGGGGCAGCUCCUUGGUGCGCUUCCACCCGAUCUCGUAGUUGGGCGGCUCCUCCUGCGUCAGCGCCGUCCGCCGCCGCCGGUCCGGGGAGAUGGCGGACGGCACCCGCCGGGCCACCGCGAAGGAGGUGGUCGCCGCCGCCGCCGCCGGGGUCUCCUCGUCGGGGAUGCUGUUGGGGUUGGCGUUCGCCUCGUCCGGAGUGGCCGCGCCGUUGAUGGCCUCCUCUUGGCUGGGUUUCGGCGUGGAGGUUGUUGCCGGUUUGGGCGCGGCGGUGCAGCGAACGGUGGUGGUGCUGAUGGCGGGAGCAGCGGGGAGGUGAGGCCUGCGGGCGGAGAGGAAGGGUUUGGGGGGCAGUAGGGGCCGGAGGAAGGAGGUCGCCAUGGCGAACUGAAGUGGAUGGAUGGCUGUGGGAUUUUUUAGGGAGGCGACAGAUAAAGAUAGGCUUGGAGAUAAGAAGCUUGUUUUAUCGUGCGGCGUCAGAUGCCUCUCACCGCCUCCUGUCUUUGGCCGAAAAGCACAAGUCCGCCUCCCGUUCGUAUUCCACCAUCGUCUUCCACCUUUACUCCACCGCUUCUCGCCGCCUCCUCGAUCGACCUCAGCUCGCCCUUCUGCAAUUCCUUCCACCAUGGCAUCAUUCUUCUUCGUCCUACCGGAUCUAAGAUCUUCUUUCCUUCCGCGCCACCUCUCCCGUGAGUGCCGGCAGUGGCUCAUUUCCUACCCCCCUCUCCAUUGCAUGAAGACAGUGAAGGUACUGUCUUCAUGCUCUGGCCUUUUGCAGGCAGUUCAUUCAGUACUUCAGUUGUGAUUAUGUUGCCUGAAGAAAACAAAAUUGAAAUUACAUGUAUGGUUUAGGCCAUUCAGCACAAAGUGUGCCAUCUAUUCUUUCUAGGUGAUAGAAAAAGGGAAGUUAAUUUAUUUUCAUAUAAUUAUGUUCAUUGAAGAAAAGAAAACUGAAAGUGCAUAUAUAGGUUAGGCCAUUCAGCACAAAGUUGCCAUCCAGUUCCAGUUUUCUAGGUGAUCAAAAGGGAAGUUGAUUUAUUUGUUUGUAGAGUCCAUUGCAGAGAAAUACUUUGUCAGUACCUGCCAUAUACAGUUUGGCAUCAGUUGUCUGCCCCUGAUCUUCAUUACUGUUAAUUAUGGAGUCUGCUGAAGGAUCGGUUGUUUUCUUCUUGAACGCUCUAUCCAAACGGGGUAGGAACAUUUUCCAUUGUUGUUGUCGUCUUACAUGUUCGCACUUGUUGCAGUGUCAUUUUGACGACACUAGUGAUUUUGCUUUACUAGUCACCCAUUCAGAUUGCACUAUACUACACAUAGCAGAUAGUAUGCACAAACAUUUUAUCAUUCAUCUGCUGUCCUUGGGGUUUCGAAAUUCGAACUGUCUCAACAUAUAGAGAAAAUACCUUCAGUACAACUGACCAGUUGGAAAACCCCAAUACAAUUUCAGACUAGCAGCUCGAACACAUUAGUAUGACCUAUGGAGAUGGUUGGUACUGAAUGCUACAUGAUCAGAAAAUUCUUAGCAUCUGUUCAUUUUCGUGCCGAAACCGGUUUGUGGAGAAGUACUGUAGUAUGCAAAAAGAAGGCCAAUUUACACUUGUCUGUUUUGUUUACAAGUUCAGGUAGGAUCUCAACCACAACGAGUUGGCUGGAAGCUGACAAGGACAUGCUGUGAGUACUCUCCCAAUACUUAUAGGAGGCAAGCAAAGUAUGAGCAACAACCACAGAAUGUUGAUCUUCCAGAAUUACAACCAAAAAACAAAAAGAAACCCUUUCCUGUUCCAAUUAAAAAGAUGUUGCAAGAUUCUCGGCGAGAUAAGAGGCUUGCACAAAUGCGGAUAGAGAAGCCUCUUGAAGCCCCAAAGAAUGGUUUACUUGUGCCGGAGCUUGUUCCUGUUGCAUAUGACGUCCUUGAUAACUGGAAAGUGCUCAUCAGAGGACUCUCUCAACUUCUGAAUGUUGUUACAGUUUAUGGUUGCAGAAAGUGCCCUCAAGUCCAUGUUGGUCUGGUUGGCCACCAGAUCCAAGACUGCUAUGGCUCAGGAAGCCAGCGUCGGAACAGUCAUCACUCUUGGGCUAGAGGUUCCAUCAAUGAUGUUCUCAUCCCGAUUGAGUCUUACCAUCUUUUUGAUCCAUUUGGACGGAGAGUCAAGCAUGAGACCAGGUUUGAUUAUGACAGGAUUCCGGCAAUAGUUGAACUAUGUAUUCAGGCUGGCAUUGACUUACCGCAAUAUCCCUCAAGGCGACGGACUUCUCCUGUCAGAAUGAUAGGCAAGAAGGUGAUUAGCCGUGGCGAGUUUGUUGAUGAGCCCAAGCCACACCGGUCAGAAGACUGCGUGUCUCUGCUUGCUGAGCUUGACACAUUCAGCAACCAACAGGGCCAGUCACCUUCACCAUCCAAUGGGAAAGAGCUUGCAGAGAGGACACUGAAAGCAUACCUCAAUGUCAGGCGAGGCGUCGAACAGCUGAUGAGCAAGUACACUGUGAAAGCAUGUGGUUACUGCUCUGAGGUCCAUGUUGGUCCAUGGGGCCACAAUGUCAAGCUCUGCGGGGCUUUCAAGCACCAGUGGCGGGAUGGCAAGCACGGGUGGCAGGACGCAGUGAUCGACGAGGUCAUCCCGCCUAACUACGUGUGGCAUGUCCCUGACCCCAGUGGCCCUCCUCUCAGAUCCUCUCUCAGGAGUUUCUAUGGCAAAGCUCCCGCUGUUGUAGAGCUGUGUGUGCAGGCCGGAGCUGCAAUACCAGACGAUUAUAGGCCAAUGAUGAGGACUGACAUUGUCAUUCCAGACUCUGACGAAGCUCGGUGGGCUGCAUGAGAAGAACGUUCUACUUCUACCAGCAACAGAGUACAUUUGAACCAAAGAUGCCGUUUUCCAGGCAUGUUCUGGUAGUUGGGGCUGUUGAUACUGUAACCGUAAAGUUCAAGGAGCAGAAAAUGCAGUCUGUAUAACAUAAGUUGGCGAGUAUCAUAGCUAAAUCAUGGUCGAUCAGAAUUUUAAAUUGAUCCGAGGACCUGGUUUAAGUAUUCGUUGAAAGGUUUAGCGCAUGAACCGAAGACACACGGGAACAACCCUGAUUGCCUGAAAGUGAAAAAGGGUGGCCUCUGCAACAUGUAUGAUGUCCAUACCACCUUGUUUAAUGGCCACAGCUAGCUUUAUUCCUGUCUAUGCUAGACUGUGAGGCACUUAGAAUGCCUCAGGCGUUAUCAUACAGAUGGCCUCCCGUUUCUCUGCUGGUAGCAGGGUACCAUGCUUAAUUGUGAGCAAGUGCUUUGGAUUAAACUAAUCGCCAGCGGUUUGUUUGGGUAUUUGUGCGCCUGGUUGUAAUUAAUCAUGGCCUAAAAGGCUGUGAGCUUGUGCCCGUCCCCAGAUCGACACUUUGGGCGUAUGGCUACAUGUACAGUCCUACCAGAUCGUCGGCAUAUUGUGUUCUCCUUUUUGCUGUAUACUACUACUUUGUAACAUGCAUGUAGAUUGUAGAGGAUACUUAUUCAGUGCAGUUCACUAAUUGUGCUUACGAAAUGUUUUGAGCUGUUUAAAAAAAAAAGAUGCAUCCCUGCGUAACCAGUUCUGUGAUAACCAGCAGAUAUCCUAGAGGCUAGAGCACUUGCAGUGCACUUAUGUGAUCAAGCUUGUCAGCUGGCCCUCCUUUUCCUCCGUCGAUCCGCCAGCCCCCUCCCCUCCGGCGGCCCGCGGGGCGUCGGAGCGGCGAGGGGAGUCCGGCCCCUCGGCGGGAGGACCUUGUAUAGCCGUAGAUGUACAUCUUCGUGCUAGUGUGUCCCGGCGAUGGCUCCUUGGUCGCCGUCUAGGGUUAGGUCUCCUGUUGGUCAUCUUCGGCGGCGGCGGCGGCGGCGGCGGCGAGGUCGGCGCUCCUUCCGACGAUGGGCACUGGGCUUUGGUUCCCCUUGCUGAGGUCGACUUCGGCUUCUUGGUGAGGUGGAUUUUGCUCCUCCUCUUGCUCUCCGCUGACGGUGGCGACGACGCCGUCCCCGGAGUGCUUGAUGUGAGGGUUAGCUCGCCGCUGACCUUAGAGGUGGAGCUUUUGGGUUUUCUUCCUUCGCUUCUGGUGGUCUGGCCGGAUUUGUGGGUGCCGUGCUCUGGGUCAUCGAUGGCAACGGGUGUGUGGGUGGCCGGACUUCGUAGCUUGACGGCCGAUGUUCUCGUAUCGCGGAUUUCUUGCGGCUUUCCAAUGUGUGGAGUCGGCUUCUUGGUCCGAAAGGAGGUGGAUGCUGGAGGAUUGAUGAUCUGGCGCACGUUGUCAAGGUUCGGUGAGAAGUACUGGAAGAUGGGAAGAGAUGUGUUCUCCUUUGUUCUGGCAGAGGAUGGACCGGAUUCCUCUUACUUGGGGCUCUUUUCCGGGUUGAUGACGAUGUCACCAGCUGCGGAUUUACUUCGGAGCACUGAUUUUUUCAGUGGUGCCGAUUACUCUCUCUUCCAAGAUCUUGAUGGCGACGGCCAAUGCACGCCAGAGGAGAGAUGGAUUGCGGCUGCAAGCUGGAGGUCCCUGUCGAUUUCUUGGUUGAGUUCUUGUCUCAGGCGACGUGCUUCUUCUCCAUCUCCGGUGGAUCCAGUGGGAGUGCGCUGCCUGGGAGAUGCAGAGCAAAGGACCUUUGUUUCAAAUUUGAUUUUCUUUAGGGUCUUGUUUGCUUGUUUUCUUUUCUGGAGGAUUAGUGCUUAGGACUUGUUUGUAAUUUAUAAUUCCUCCAGGGAGAUGGUUGUAAGGGCCACGGUCUUCUAAUAUACGGGAUCCAGUCCCUUCGCAAAAAAAAAAGCUUGUCAGCUAGCCUUGAACUAAUCUUUCAAGCUUUGUGCAACUUUCAUUCUAGAGUAAUUUCAAAAAAAAACUUCAUUAUCAAUCUAUGAUUGAAAUUGUAUAAAAUGGAUGGUAGCUUUUGACUUGUAUAUGAUUUGGAUGAUGAGAAAUAGAGCCAUGUAGACCAAUUGUACGGUGAGAGAUACGGCACUAUCCUGAGUAACAAAUUCUAUGAUGAACUGCAGAUAUCCUUGACCCUUUUCAAUUACGACUACUGUAAACAAAUAUGUCAGCUAGGACUGAAGCUUGACUGCUUUAGAAAUAUGUGCAUCUUACAACAGUUUUGAAGAGCAUAUAGGGAUUCAGAGAAGAACAUUCGCGGCACAUCAUCAUUAGAGCUCGUAUCAUUAUUAUUUUGCUGGCCAAAGAAUCUGUCGUCACAUAACAGCCGAUGAAUCUAUGAUGCUGGCGCAAACAUAGAAAAAAAAGGAGUGGGCCUCUGCACUGCAAGUACACGAGUUUGAGUUGUCCCGGUAUAUACCUCGUCUCCCUUGCCCUAGGGCGAUUAGAAUACCGCGAGUAAAUACAGCUCGGAAUCAAGCAACGGACCGUGGGCGUUUGGGAAUCUAAUGGUCCAGUUGCGAAAGCUGCCGAUGUGGCUGUGUAUAAAUACGCGGCAGCAACGGCAGUGCUAGGCAUCAGCACUCGGGAGCUGUCAGCGCUGAUCGGCUCCCAAUCAGAGCCAGCCUCUCCGGCGAGCUCCUGCGCCGUAGUCAUCAUCGCCAUGGCUAGGGAAGAAGAGCUCAAGAGGAUUGAUCUGAAGGUGAACGUGAGCUGCUGCGAUGGGUGCAGGAGGAAGGUGAUGAAGGCCAUGAGCUUGAAAGGCGUGCUGAGGACGGAGAUCCAGCCGUCGCACGACAGGGUGACGAUCGUCGGCGAUGUGGACGCCAAGGUCCUCGUCAAGAAGCUGUCCAAGGUCGGCAAGAUCGCCGAGGUGCUGCCGCCGCCGCCACCGCCCUCCGAAAACGGCAAGAGGCGCGAGGAGGGCGGCGCAAAGGACGACGGCGACAGGCUGGCGCCGGCGGAGGAGAAGAAGAGCAGCAAGAUUAAGGAUGACGGCAAGGGCACGGGGGGCGACAAGGCCGCGGCGUGCAAGGAGGAGGAAUGCAAGAAGUGCACGCAGAAAGCCGCGCGCGCCUGCGACGCCGAUGGCGGCAGCGGCGACCACGCGGCCGGCGGGAAGGCGGCGGCGGCGUCCAAGGACGCCGACGCGAACGCCAAGGGCGGCGAGGGAGGAGGACGCGACGCCCACGGCUUCGGCGGCAAAGGGUCGGCGCUGGCGCGGCAGGUGCAGGUGCAGCAGCACUACCACCGCGCGGAGCCGGCGAUGGUGGUGCCGGUGCACGUGCCGGCGUACUACCCGCCGGCCCCUGCGCCGUACUACGGCGGCUACUACUCGAUGCCGCCGCCGCCGCCGCCCAUGGUCAUGCCGGUGCCGAUGGGUGUUCCACGGCAGCUCCGGCCGCAGCCCUCCCGCUUCGACGAGGAUUUCUUCAACGACGACAACACGGUCGACUGCCGCGUCAUGUGAAGCAAUCAACAUGGCCGACCCGGCCAGCGCCAUGGACGCCACCCUCAGCGCCGUUCCCGACCGCCCCGUAGCUUCAUUCCUUACCGUGUCAUUUUCCCCCCGAGCAGAUGGCAUCGAUGGCGAUGCGUCUGGCGCGCGUGCGCAGUGUAACAACUGUAACCAACCCAAGAAUCAAACGAAUUCUUUUUUCUCCGUUC
Panicum virgatum (switchgrass) is the source of this 7183-nucleotide messenger RNA. Its product is annotated as APO protein 1, chloroplastic-like. Gene Ontology annotation, molecular function: metal ion binding; RNA binding. NCBI's taxonomy places the organism in Eukaryota, Viridiplantae, Streptophyta, Magnoliopsida, Poales, Poaceae. The record is from RefSeq and is a predicted model, not a curated record. The coding region runs from base 6180 to 6986 and encodes 268 amino acids. The transcript is spliced from 5 exons.